Molecule: messenger RNA, 2387 nt
Organism: Drosophila serrata
Lineage: Eukaryota; Metazoa; Arthropoda; Insecta; Diptera; Drosophilidae
Biological process (GO): cilium organization
Cellular component (GO): centrosome; ciliary basal body
Source: RefSeq, a predicted model, not a curated record
UGGAGGAGUUAAAAAUCAUCAUCGAUUACUCUCAGUAAUGAACUUCAAUUCAAUUCUCUACAAAGAAAUACUUACAAAAACAACAUGGACUUUGAAGAUGAUGUUCAAGUGGAGCUACCGCACUAUGCCCGGAAGUGUCGGGUGCCCAGUGAUCCCAUCCUGCUGGCCUCAUACGAACUCUACAAACCCUCAUUGCAAACCCAGGGUCUGUAUAGCGAGCGGAAUCGUGAAAUUUUUUCCGAGGCCUUCAUCGAAGGCGAACUGGACACAUUGGAAAAUCUGUGCGUCAAGAGCCUGGCCAAGCAGGGCAUUCGAGGCAUUUCACCCGCUCUUGUCGAGAAACCAGAACUGAUGAGGGUCUUCUUCGACGCUUUGGAUGUGGAGCUUCCUCUACGGGAAUGUUAUUUGAUCGAUGAUCUACGGUAUUGGCGACGCGUGGUGUUAACCAAAACACUGGACAAGACGCUGCACCUGAAACGCUGGAACGAGUUCGAUUGGAAGUCAGAGGGCGUGAGCCGGAAGCUUGUGGAACUGGUGGAAAACUGUCCGGUGAGCGUCAUACCAGAAAAGAACCUUGCCGCCGUGGCGCAAACUGUGUGGGAGCAAGUGAGCUCCAUACACAUCCGCAGGCUGCAAGCUUUGCCCGAUAGCUCGUUUCAGAAACACUUUGAAAGUGAGCCCGACCAGGACAUAACCUCCUCGACCUCGGAAGAGGAGGAAAUCUCCAGCGACGAGCCCGAUACGGACAUGGGCGAGGAUGAGGGCGAAGAGGAGGAUUAUUAUAAAUCCGAUAUCGGAAUUCAGUUCUGGCACAAGUCUGAAGGUGAUGUAGAGAACAAUGAGCAACGAAUUGCCCGACAUCAGCGCAAUGCCAUCCGGCAGCAGGCUCGCAACGUCCUGCAAAAGAAGCGAGCAGAGCAUCUGGAGCGCAAGGAGAAGCUUCGGGCGAAGCGAGAGGCCAGGAAAGUCAAGGAAGUCAAGAAGAAACAAAUUAAGAAAAAGGAGAAGCCUAUUCAGGAUGUGUUUACUAUACCAGUGGACCGGGAGCCUUCGGAUGAUGAGGAUACGAAACCCGAUAUGCGCAAUAAGCAGCUUUUACUGCAUCGCAUUAUGCGCUACGAUUAUCCGGAACAACAUUGCCACCACAUCGAUCUGUCCUUUGUCCGUCACUUAGGGAAUUUGGUCUCGUUCACCUUGGAGUUCUUGGGUCCGGAUAAUGUCAAGGACUUUCACUGCCGCUACUUGAAGUUCUCAGAUAGCGAUAUAGUACGCCUGGGUAAGGGACUGGCCGAAUUGGUACACCUGAAAACCUUUAGGCUAAGGAACGCGCACAUGGACCCCAGGAAAUUGCGCAUUUUGGCCCGCACCCUGAAGAACAUGGAAACCCUGGAGGAGGUGGACUUCGGCUAUAACCAAAUGCCAGAUGAAUGCAGCGAUGCCCUGGCCUAUCUACUGCAACGACCCAGAAUGUAUCGCAUCCUUCAGUUGGAAUACAAUCGUUUGGGUCCCAAAACGGCCCUAAUAUUGGGCAAGGCCUUGAACGAUGAACAUGUUGGGGUGCUGGAAUACCUGGGCCUGGCUCACAACCCAAUCAACGAGCAGGCCAUAGAGUCUUUCGUUUCGGAGUUGAUCGGCACACGGCAUGUGCUGGCCUUGAAUAUCUCCGGACUGGAAAAUACCAGGGGCGUAUUGGGUCGUGGAAUUGCGAAGCUACUGCGAAGACACAAGCCGCUAAUAAGCCUGGAAAUGGCUGCAAACCAUAUCGGAGCUAUUCAGGGAGACUUUAUACUGAAAAGUCUAGAGCGCAACCAAAGGGUCCUCUAUAUGGACUGCCGCGAGUGUGACUUGAGCGAUUUGCAAGAGUUCGAGGUGGAAAUGAUUGUGCGACGCAACAACUAUAUACACGAAAACAUGCAUCAUGGGGAAGCACUGUGCAAUGUCAUCAAAGAGCGGCGUCAUCCGAUCGUCCAGAGGAUUGAGGAUGAGUACGAGCGUCGCAUGGAGUGCAUCAAGGUGAGGCCAAAAUUAUCGAGCUCCAGCGAAGAGAGUGGCAUAUCGGAGGAGGUGGUGAAGGAGGAAGAUGAGGAGCGGGACAUAUGGGCAAUUCUGGGACUCAGAGCGCCGUCUCUGAAAGUGGAACAGCCAGAGACUCGAGAAGCAAGCACUGUUUCGCCAGAUAUUACACAACAACCGUUCGUCUACGAGCCCAAUAAUUUUGAUCUUGAGGAUUUCAGGCAAUCGGUUUACUUGCCAGGCCCCGGAAAUCGCUUUUCUACCUGCAGCAGAGCAGAAUGCCCUAAAUUCUAUACUUUUCCACCACAAAUAUUCACAUAAAAUUGUACUCUUAGUAUGUUAUUGCAGUAUUAAACGGUUCGCGUGGCCGCCAA